UGGUAUCAAGAACGCAUACCUAACGACGUUCGGAAGGGAGUCUGGGAACGGCUGCUAUACUUCCGUCUGGCUGAAGCAGAGGGCUUAGGUGCUUUAGCUGCAGCUGGUAAAUGGCAUGGAGAAGUCAGAAUAUAUGAAUAA
Messenger RNA from Paraglomus occultum, 141 nucleotides. The record is from the annotation of a GenBank genome assembly. Lineage: Eukaryota; Fungi; Glomeromycota; Glomeromycetes; Paraglomerales; Paraglomeraceae.